AGGGAGAAGGUUGUUACGUCACAUCAUCACGCUUAUUAACCUCUCCACCACCUCCCCUUUACUGUCAGUGACGUAAGCCACAGAAACUAUUUAAACAAGCCGCGGAGCUGGCAGAACUACACUGGGUAUUUUGUUCAGACCCCAGAGUAGUGAAACGGGUAUAUGUUCGUUUUUUCUCCAAACCGGGACACUCACGACCUCCGGUAGUUUACUUCGUUUUGCGUCCAGUAGAACCUAGGACAGAACGUGGAUAGUUGGACAAAGAGAGAAAUCGUACUCUUUGCCACACAGGGAGCCGCGCGCAGAUAUAUUAGGUGCACAAGCUCGCGCCACUCAACGGUUUCCCACUCCGCCUGUACCCCCAAGGGCACACGCAGACGAGGAGAGCACAGAACCGCUCAAGUAUCGUUUGAGUUAACACAGAGUCCAUGGCUGCCCCCAUAUACAGCAGCUCCGUGUGGAUGUUGUUUCUGGUCAUGUACGUGUCGCUGGUGGUUGGAACAGACUGUGAAAAGGAAUGUGCACUUUGUGUGUACCGUCUAUUGGAACAGCAAUCUGGUUUCUCCUCCCUGGCAUGCUCACUUGAGUGUGAGGGUGGGUUGGACCGCCAGAAGUUCCACCUGUGCCGGGACUUCCUGUUGGAGGAGAAAAACCACAUUCCACUGAAUGUUAACCUCCUUCAACAGCAGGAACAGGAAGCAGUGGGUACCAUGACAGCUGACGAUAAGGAUCAAACAUCACCAGAGCACCAGCUGGCCAAGAAAUACGGUGGCUUUAUGAAGCGCUAUGGUGGUUUCAUGUCACGCCGUUCCUUCUCUCCAGAGGGGGUGCGUGAAGAUCCUGGAAACCAUGAUGAGGAAGAAAAUGUUCGCCUGGAAAUCCUAAAGAUUCUCAAUGCAGUGUCUGAUCACGGCAGUGAGGGUGAUGGUCAGGUAGAGGAGCCAGUGAAGAGGUAUGGAGGCUUCAUGCGUCGGGCUGAAGAAGGGGUGGAGCAGGGCGACCUGCUGGAGGCAGUGUUAGACCGUGGGCUCAAGAAGCGCUAUGGGGGGUUCAUGAGGCGUGUGGGCAGGCCUGAAUGGUUGGUAGACAGCAGCAAGAGUGGGGGGGUGUUGAAACGGGCUUGGGAAAAUGGUAGCGAGCUACAGAAGAGGUAUGGGGGGUUCAUGGACUAGGACACCACUAUGUUCCUCCACUCCUCCCAUCCCUCCUGUCUCGUCUCUUCAACUAAUCACUUUGUAGUCUGGACUUGUUUGAAUCAAUAGCCCAUCUGCUCUGCCAAUUACAUUGUGUCAUCUGGCUUUGUAUAAUGUGCUGCUGCUGACUUCAUUGGUUCAAUUAAUUCUGUAAUGAUAAAAAAGAGAAACAUGUGGUUCAGAUGUACACAAAUCAUUUUUGGUCUGCUUUUGGUUGUCAUGUUAUUAUUUAUUAAAUGAACAUGUUGAUCGA
This is a messenger RNA of Scatophagus argus, 1446 nucleotides long. RefSeq names its product proenkephalin-A-like. Gene Ontology annotation, biological process: neuropeptide signaling pathway; sensory perception; chemical synaptic transmission. The record is from RefSeq and is a predicted model, not a curated record. The transcript has 3 exons. Gene Ontology annotation, molecular function: opioid receptor binding. Lineage: Eukaryota; Metazoa; Chordata; Actinopteri; Scatophagidae. Gene Ontology annotation, cellular component: neuronal cell body; axon terminus; dendrite. The coding region runs from base 429 to 1172 and encodes 247 amino acids.